AAUUUUUAAUUAGAGCAUUUGAAAAGAAGAAAAGAGAGAAAGAAAAUGGGAAGAGGGAAAAUAGAAAUAAAAAGAAUAGAGAACUCAAGCAAUAGACAAGUUACAUAUUCAAAGAGAAGAAAUGGUAUCAUCAAAAAAGCCAAAGAAAUUACUGUUCUUUGCGAUGCUCAAGUUUCUCUUGUCAUUUUUGCUAGCUCUGGAAAAAUGCAUGAAUAUUGCAGCCCUUCUACACCUUUGGUUGAUAUCUUGGAUAAGUAUCACAAGCAAUCUGGGAAGAGGCUGUGGGAUGCUAAGCAUGAGAAUCUGAGCAAUGAAAUGGAUAGAGUUAAGAAAGAGAAUGACAACAUGCAGAUUGAGCUAAGGCAUUUGAGAGGAGAAGAUAUAACGUCUUUGAACUACAAGGAGUUAAUGGCUCUCGAAGAAGCUCUUGAAAAUGGCCUCACCGGUGUUCGUGAGAAGCAGUCGGAAUUCAUGAAAAUGAUGAGAACAAAUUACCAAAAGGAGAUGGUUGCAAUGGGAGAUAGUGUGAGAGAAAUGGAUAUUGGAUAUAAUCAAAGAAUGAGAGAUUUCAAUUCUCAAAUGCCUUUUGCUUUCAGAGUUCAGCCUAUUCAGCCAAAUCUACAAGAAAGGGAAUAAUUAAUCAUAUUUUAUAUCUAUUUCUCUCUUUAUGUUUAUGCUAUUGGGAGUCUUAAAACUUUUUUUAAUAUAAUCUCUAGACUUUUAAAUUAUGUGUACAAACUUUGGGUUAUGUGUGUUAUGUUAUUAUGUACUGUUAUGAUGAGAACUUCAAUCACUGUUAAGCUAAUGUUAUGUAGUUUUAAUAUAUACUAUAUUUUGUGUGAUGUGAACGAAA
Cucumis sativus (cucumber) is the source of this 853-nucleotide messenger RNA. It is a transcript of the gene CUM26, whose product is annotated as floral homeotic protein PMADS 2. Bases 46 to 636 code for a protein of 196 amino acids. The transcript has 6 exons. Gene Ontology annotation, biological process: positive regulation of transcription by RNA polymerase II. Gene Ontology annotation, cellular component: nucleus. The record is from RefSeq and is a predicted model, not a curated record. Lineage: Eukaryota; Viridiplantae; Streptophyta; Magnoliopsida; Cucurbitales; Cucurbitaceae. Gene Ontology annotation, molecular function: protein dimerization activity; RNA polymerase II cis-regulatory region sequence-specific DNA binding; DNA-binding transcription factor activity, RNA polymerase II-specific.